GACGUGCUUCAGUGACACCCUUAUGCUCCCCAUAUCUAGGCCAACUGAAACAGCCUUCACAAGCACCUCGCUUCCCCAACCGCAGGAACAGCUUCCCUUCCCUCCAAUCGCUCUGGUUGCACAUCACAGAAAUGCAUUUUUCCCCAUUCUCCAUCCAGCAAUUGCCGCCCUUGCCGUUCGAUAACCCUAAAGCGGAGCAGUGAUGGAAGUGCAAGUUAGCGGUAUGACGAGAUUUUAGCACGACGUCGAUCAAAGGGUUUUUCUUGUCCCUGAGCUCGCGAUACCAGGUCAUCGUUCUUUCACCGUUUUCGAGAAAGUUGAAAAUCUGCCAUUCCUAAUCACCUCGCUCGGCGAAUCCUUCAAAUCCCUAUCAUGCAGGCAACGCGCGACCGCCGUCCCGCGCACGGCGUCGUGCUGCCGCACCAACAGCACCAGCAGCAGCAGCAGCAAAAACAGCAGGCGAAUAAAGCGUCGCAGCUCAUACAGAAACUUCACCAGCCCAACGCGCUCGAAGCGCGCCAGCAGCAGAAGAUCCUUAAUCUCCAGAACAAGCUAGCCGCCGCGCCCACCGCUCCCGGCGCCGCCGGCCCCGCUAGCCCCGCUGGUAACCACCCGCUCUUCCCGCCGAAUGUUACGCCGCCGCGGCGCCCCACCACGCCGACAAUGGGCAGCGCGAUAGGCGGCGCAAUGGGCGCCGCGGUUGACGGCGCCAUGGGCGGAGUGUCGCACCUCUCCAAUUGGCUGAACGAGCUCCCCGCGAAAGCCGCGCGCCAGGUCGGGGGGGAGCAGCGGGGGAGGCCGGCGGCGGGGAAUGGCGGAAUGGAGAGAGGUGGCGGGGCUGCGCGGAGCAGGUCAAAAUCCCCGCUGCUGGUUCGCGCCAUUUCCCGCGACGGCGGCGGCGGCAGCGGCGUCGAGCGGAGCCGCUCCAAGUCCCCCAUUUUCUUCCGCGCGGCCUCUACUGCCGACGUUCCUGGCGGAGAUUUCGCGGGCGGAGAUUUUGCGCGCGCGGGGACGGGGAACAAGUCCCCCGUGCUCUUGCGCCCAGGGCAGGACGGCGGAGUGCGCGGGGGGCCGCAGCCGUCGCUGCAGCGGAUGCGGACGCCCGAGGCAGAACGGCCUGGCGGAUCUGGAAAUUCGGCUCGGCAUGUCCGGGUGAGCGGCUCGGGAUCCGGAGGUUCGGGGUCUGGAGGUUCGGGGUCUGGAGGUUCGGCAGCGCGUGUGCCCGCGAAACCCGCGCGCAGUGGCUCAUUGGCGGAGGAUGGGGAGGAGCGGCGGGUGGCGCGCGAUGGAAGUGCGCGAAGCUCUGGGGGCGGCAGCAGCAGGGAGGGCGGCAGCGCACGGCAAGCGGCGGGCGGUGGCGGGUCGCAGGGGGGCAGCGGCCGGCAAGAAGGCGGAAGUGGCCGGCAGAUGAACCGCGGCCGGCAGGAAGCGGGAUAUGGCCGGCAGGAAGUGGGAUCUGGCCGGCAGGAGCAGCAUAGUAUGGAGAGGGGACAGCCGUCGGGGCGGGAGAGGCGGGAGAAUGGGCGGGAAAGUGGCAGUGCCGGCAGCAGCGGUGGGAGCUGGGACUUUGUACAGGAAGUAGGGGAACACUAUAGCGAGGAUGGCUGGAGAAGGAGAGGGGAAGGUGUGGGGAGCAGGGAGAGGGAUGACACGAUUAAGGAUGAGAGGGAGGGGAGUGUGGUUAGGCAGGGGAAUGGGAGGAAUGGGAGGAGCAGUAUGAGGAGUAGUAAGAGUGGGAGUGGGAGGAGUGACGAUAUGCGGAGGGGCAGUGGGAGGAGUGAUGAUUCGGGAAGUGAUUAUAGCGGGAGCGGGGGUGGGAGUGUGAGGUAUUUUCCUGAGAGAGGGGGGAGUAAGAGGAGGCCUACUUGGAUGGAGGAGGAUGGGGACGAUUUCUUUGAUGAGGAGGGAGAGGAGGAGGAGGAGAGGGAUGAGGGAGUGGAGGGAGAGGAGGGAAGGGCGAAAAGAGAGGAAGAGGGAAAGGGGAGGGAGAGGGGAGAAGGGGAGUUGCAGGGCCAACAGAUGCGGCAGAGGCAGAUACAGUUCGACUUACCGUCUCAGGACAGAGAAGGGGGGCGAGGGGGGGAUGUGGCGGGAGCGAAGAGGGAGAGGCGACGAGGAGGAGGGGAAGGAAGGGGGAGUGGGAGGAGGGGGUCUAGCCGGUCGUCUGGGAGCACGGGGAGCAUGGAUUCGGUACCUGAGGGAGAGUGUGAGGACGAGGAGGGUUACCAGGCUGGUGGUUACCAGCAGGGUGGUUACCAGCAGGGUGGUUACCAGGAGGAGAGGCGGUAUUCGGAUGUGUCACUGCCGGGCGUGAAAGGGGACGUGGGCUCGCCUGCUCCCAUGCCGCCCUCGCAGAAUCUCUACUCUGCCCCUUCUGCUGUUGUUGGUGCUGGUGCUGCUGGUGCUGGUGCUACUGACAGUGCUGCUGCUGCUGCUGCGGGUGCUGGUGCUGAUGCGGGUGCUGGUGAUUUGGAGCGCAGUGAGACGUUGGCAGAGCGGCAGAGACGGCUGUAUCUCACCUCCCCCUCCUUCGCCACCAUUCUUAACCAAGUGGACGACGACAGUGAUGGGGAGGAGGAGGAGGGGCCAGGGGGGAAGGCAGUCCCAAGAGCAACAGCACCUGCAGCUGCAGCUGCAGCAGCUGCUGUUGCUGCAGUUAAUGCUGAUUGUGCCACUGAUUUUGCUGCUAUUUCUGCUGCUUAUCCUGGUGCUGGUGAUGCUGCCAUCAGGGUGACUUCUUUCGGGGUGGGGGACGAAGGGAGGGGAAGGGGGGGGGAAGCGGAGGGUUCGUCUUUGGCUGCCGCGUUAGAGGAGGAGAAGCAGCGGCGCAUGCGGCUGGUGUCGCCCUCGUUUGCUUAUAUCCUAAACGGAGUAGAUGAUGACGAGGAUGAGGAUGAGGCAGAGCACAUGGAGCGGCCGGUGGGGGACCAGCAGAUGCAGCAGCAAGGGCAGCAGCAUGGGCAACUGCAGCAGCAGCAGCAGCAGCAGCAGCAGCAGCAGCAGGGGCAGCAGGGGCAGACAGCUGUGGAGUCAGAGGAGCAGCGGAGGCUGCUGCUCAUCUCUCCGUCUUUCGCUCUCAUCUUGAAGGACAUCGACUCUGACGAGGAUGAUGACCAUGCUGAUGACCAUGCUCAUGCUGAUGCUGAUGCUCAUGCUCAUGCUCAUGCUCAUGCUCAUGCUCAUGCUCAUGCUGCUGGCAGAGACGGUAGGGAUGGUAGAAAUGGUUGGGACGAUGGGAAUACUGAUUGCAGCGGUGGCAGUGGUGGCCGUGGCAGCAACACUGGCAGUGGUGGCCGUGGCAGCGAUACUGGCAGUGGUGGUGGGCCAUCACUCAAGCCCUCCGCACACCACUCUAUGCGUUCCAGCUGCUCCCUGCCCUCCCCAGGUACCCCCUCCCCCAGAAGCACCUCCCCGGAUGCACUCUUCCCCGCCCCUGGCUCUGCCUGGCACGGCCGAAGCUAUUCUGUUUCUGCUGACCUGUCCCCGCGCCUGUGGGGGGGAGCGAAGGGGGGGAGGGGAGCGCGGGGGGGGAGGGGAGGGAGGGGAAGAGGGCAGGAUGGAAUCGGGGGUGUGGGAGUGGAGAUGGAAGGAGGCUGGGAAAGAGGGAGGGGAGGAAGCAGCGAGGAGAUUUUUGUCCCUCGCAGGCUUCCGAGAAGCAGGGAGCCGUCGCCGUCCAAUGAGGGGUUGCCACGUAGCAUGAGUGCAACAGUGGGGGGGAGCAGAAGCAGGGAGCCCUCGCCAGGAGACACAGGCACCAGCUCAAAUACUGGCUCUGGUAUGGGCACAUUCAAGGGAUUUACCGGGGAUGGACGCAUAUCAAAAACGGAUACAGGAGGGUACGGAAACACAGCUGCCUAUAGGGGGGAUGGGGAUGGGCCAGCAGCGUUGUUUGGCAUUCCUAGAAGCGCGAGCAGCAUGGAGGGGCGCAGCAAACCUAUGUUGAAAGAGACACCCCUGCAGCAGCAGCAGCAGCAGCAGCAGCAGCAGCAGCAGCAGCAGCACCCAGGCCCCAGGGCAGCGGGCUCUGUGGAUUUCCCCCCUCCUCUAACGCGUGCUGCUACUCUGGGCAGCACCGGCAUUGGGGAUACGAGCAGGGCUGGUGCACCGGGUGCAUCCACAGGCGCUGCUCUGGUGAGCCACCGCGUGCGGCUGCAGGGAUCGUCCCGAGACGGGUUAGAGGUCAGCCCCCAUAUUGCUCCCGAAAACGCACCACUGGUGAGUCCCCACGGGGGCCAGCCCCCUCUGGUGAGCCCUCGUGGGGGCCAGGGCUCCCUUGUCAGCCCCCACGGGGGCCAGCCCCCUCUAGUCAGUCCCCACGGGGGCCAGCCCCCUCUAGUCAGCCCCCGCGGAGGGCAGCCCCCUCUGGUGAGCCCCCACGGGGCGCAGCCGUUGGCUCGUGUGCCUGAGAGCAGCAGUGUGGAGGAGGGCAACGGGCCGUUUGGCUUGGAGGCUAGGGCCCAGGGCGGGGCACGGCAGCAGCAAGGGCAGAUGAUGCAGGGAGGCCUGAUGCAGGGGGGGAAGAUGCUGGGGGUGCAACGACGGCAGGUGAAGGAUGGGCCGCCGUUUCGGUCGAUGCACAAGAGCAUGAGCGAGGGGGGUGAGAACCCCUUGUUUGUGCCACGAGGUAAUCUGGGACUGGUUGCUGCUGGUGCUGACUGGGACCAGGAUGAUGUGGAACGUGCUGACGUGGCAGGGUCGCCGGGCGGGCGGAGGUUGCAGCGGAGGUAUUCGGAGGAGUUGGAGUCGAGGCAGCGGCAGCGACAGGAGUGGCAGCAGCAGCAGCAGCAGCAGCAGCGGGUGAUCAAAAGGACAGGCAGUGGGGAAGGGGUUGCUAGGAGGAUAAAUCCAAGAAGCAGCAGCAUUGAAAAUGCAGGGGCCGGCCGGGGAGGGGGAGGGGGAGGGGGAGGGGGAGGGGGAGGGGGAGUGAGUCAAACAGGGGGGGUUGUUGUGGCUGGUGGGGGGAGGAGACUGGCACGGCACCAAUCAGCAGAGGUCGAGUCGCUCCAUCGACCAGUCAGGCGCGGCCAUGUGGCAUCGGUUGACUACUCCCCCCCUCAUAGUCACGUUCCCAGAAUGACAUACUCUCACUCCGUUGACUAUUCCCCCCCUCACUCACACCAGCACUUGUACCUUAUAUCAAAUUCUGAGACUGCUACAGGAGAAGCAGACCUCGCCCCUCAUUUCAAUCACCAUCCUUUUAGGUCACACACACACUCUGUAGACUACUCCCCUCCCCACCCUCACCAAUCCUCCGCAGCAGCUCUGGUCAGCCCCCGAACCAACCUUGCGCCGGGCCAAAGCUCUAGCUCGGGCGAAGGACGAAUUCAAAGGAGUGCCUGCAGCAGCAUUGGUGGUGGCAGUGUCAGUGGCAGUGGCAGUGGCAACAGCAGCAUGAAACCGAGAUUCAGAAGCAGCAGUAUCAGCGAUAUUUCUUGUGCUACACACACCCCUAAUGCUGCUGCUGCUGUUCCUUCUGGCCCGCCCCCAAGGCCCCCCCUCCUCUCCCCCACAGUCUCCCCCAAAGCCUCCCCCUCCUCCUCCCCAAUCGCCUCCGCCCACAAUUCCCCCUCCCCCACUCCUUCCCCCUCCCCCUCCCCCAAGCCGCGAGGGGAAGCUCCUUCUGGACGGGGCGAGGGGCACGGGAGGGGCGGCAGAGCACAGCCAGGAAGUUUCACGGAAGGUUCCUCUCAGACGCAGGCAAACAGCAAGCAACCACGGAGGGUCAGCUCGUCUUCUUCUGCCUCCGCUGUUGGGCAUGCUCCAGGUCCCGCUCCAGGUGCUUCAGGUGCUGCUUCAGGUGCUUCAGGUGCUUCAGGUGGGUCAAGGGCACCAGUUCGCUCCUCCUCCACUUCUUCCACUGCCGUUGUCCUCUCUUCUUCUGCUCCUUCUGCUUCUGCUGCUGCUGCUCCUGCUGCUGCUGCUGCUGCUGCCCAAGCCCACCAAAGCAAAUCCAGAACACCAACUCGGACCUCCUCUUCUGCAUCCACUGGAUCUGCUUAUAACGAGGAUAAAGGCAGGCCCAAGACUCCCACUCGAAUGUCCUCUUCUGCUUCUGUUGGGUCUGCUUAUGGUGGAGAUAAAAGGCCAAUGGGUGAAAGCAGGCCAAAGACUCCCACACGAAUGCCCUCCUCUGCAUCUACUGGUUCUGCUUAUAGUGAGGAUAUGCAGGCACCAGGCAAAACCAGACCCAAAACUCCCACUCGCAUGCCCUCCUCGGCUUCUGUAGGGUCUGCUUAUAACGAAGAUAAGUACCCGACAGCUGAAAGCAGGCCCAAGACUCCCACCCGAAUGCCCUCCUCGGCCUCCACUGCAUCUGCUAAUAACCGAUCUGCUUAUAACGAAGCAUCCCUAGCAGUAUCACCAGCACAAGGCCGCUCCAAAACGCCCACUCGCUCCUCCUCUGCUGCUUCAGCAUCUUCCUCCGGUUCAUCCUCGUUACAAGACGACUCGCUUGAAGACGACGCCGCUCUAGAGGAAGUGCGCCAGUCGUUUUUCCGCGCCAAGGGGAAGCGAUUCCUGGAAAAGGCAAUGAGGGGGAUAAAUAAGCUCGUGGGAGGGGGAGGGGGAGGGGGGAUGGGGGCGGUGAAUAUUCUGGGGGGGGAGUAUAAGGAUGUGGGGGCGAAGUACGUGGUACAGAUGGAUAAGGAGCUGGGGGCGGGGCAAUUUGGCGUGACACGAGUGGCGGUGUGCAGAGCGACGGGGGAGAGAUUUGCGUGCAAGACUAUCAACAAGGCUGCUUUGAAGACCAAAUCGGAUGCGGACGAUGUGAGGCGUGAGGUGACAAUAAUGGAGAUGCUUAAAUCGCAUCCCAAGGUGGUUCAGCUCAAGGAGGUCAUGGAGAACGAGCAGGCCAUUCACCUGGUGAUGGAGCUGUGCUCCGGGGGCGAGCUGUUUGACCGCAUAAAGGAGCGGCGGCGGUACGGUGAGAGGGAGGCGGCGAGAGUGAUGCACGCGCUGCUGGACGUGCUGCAGUGCUGCCACCACCGCCACCACGUGCUGCACCGCGACGUCAAGCCCGAAAACAUCCUCCUCGUGUCGCCCAACUCACACACUGACAUCCGGGUGAUCGAUUUCGGCAUCUCUGCCAUCUUCAAGCCAGGCUCCAAGCCCCUGUCAGACUUCGUUGGAUCGCUCUACUACGUCGCUCCAGAGGUGAUCGACGGCUCCUACGGCUUCCCAGCUGACGUGUGGUCGGCGGGCGUUGUCCUAUAUGUGCUGCUGGCUGGCGUGCCGCCCUUCUGGGCAAAGGCGGAAGCCGAAGUGACCAAGGCGAUCCGCGAGGGGAAGGUGGCAUUCCGGGGUGCGGUGUGGAGGAAUGUGUCAGAGGCGGGAAAGGAUCUGAUUCGCCAGCUGCUGACGCACAACCAGAAGAAGAGAAUAACUGCGCGUGCUGCUCUUGAGCAUCCCUGGUUUCGCAAAUGGGACUCCUAAAUAAACGGAAUAUCUACCAUGAUUGCUGUAGCAUAUAGCUCUUCAGUAGUGAAUGCUUAUCUUUUCACCUUCAGCCUUGAUGCAGUGGAACAAACAGGUUUUUGCCGAUGGCAUGCAAAUGAAGUGUUUGUUUUAGAAGAAUGUUCAGCUACUCACUACCUUAGGUGCUUGCGGCGGUACACUACCUCACCUAUGUCACCGUCUAGUCGAAAUCAUCUGUAAAAAAUGCGUGAUUCCGGC
Molecule: messenger RNA, 7671 nt
Organism: Closterium sp. NIES-67
Lineage: Eukaryota; Viridiplantae; Streptophyta; Zygnematophyceae; Desmidiales; Closteriaceae
Source: the annotation of a GenBank genome assembly